This is a messenger RNA of Saccharomycopsis crataegensis, 546 nucleotides long. RefSeq lists its product as uncharacterized. The record is from RefSeq and is a predicted model, not a curated record. Gene Ontology annotation, molecular function: zinc ion binding. Lineage: Eukaryota; Fungi; Ascomycota; Saccharomycetes; Ascoideales; Saccharomycopsidaceae. The transcript has 2 exons. Bases 1 to 546 code for a protein of 181 amino acids.
AUGGGUAAAUAUUGGUGCACAAAGUGCAGUAUAUUUGUUGAUGAUUCCACUCUUGGAAAGAAGACCCAUGAAGCAUCAAAUAAGCAUAAAUCCAGUGUUGUUAGGGCAAUAAAUAGUCUUCAUAAAAUGCAAAGAGAAGAAGAUAAGGAGAAAUCACAAGCGGAAAGGGAAAUUAACAGGAUUAAAAAUGAAUUGGCAUUUGAACAAGGCAGAUCACUGAAAAAAAGAGAGCACGAAGACUCAAAAUCAACAAUAAUUAGAUCAAAAAAAUUUGCCAAAGCCCAGCAGAAGCCCAAUAAUGAUGAAAAAGACAAUAAAGAAACCUCAGUGAUCAGUGGAUGGGUAGCAGUUAAAAAUAAGACUACGACAUUGGUAAAACUGGAAGAGAAAUCAAUAGAGGAAAAUAAAACAACCAAGGGAGAUAAAUUUGAAAUUAAAAUCAAAGAGAGUUCAUCUGUUGAUCUAAACAAGAUAUUAGAGGAGGAGGAAACUGAUAAAAAACCUUCAUUAUCGUUCAAAAAACGAGGGAAAAAGAAGAAAACUUGA